UCGGAUUAACAUCGUUUAAGUAACGGUUUGCUGCCGGAAGUGGUGACUAAAUUUUUGGUCUCUAAAUGCAUGAGCCGGUAACGCGGGAAGCUGAGUCAUAGUGACUUAAGUGAAAACAGCUAGUGAAAAGUGGCUAAACAAAGAAAGGCGAAACUCCACCAGUGAAAUUCGCAUACUGAUUGUGAAGAUGAAGAGCUUUCCCUUGAUCACGCUGGUGCUUAUGGUGUCGAUACUGUGUUCCUCCAGAUGUUUCGACUUAUUAGAUGAUGACUCCAUUAGACUAACCCAUCAGUUUGAUGAAGACUUUGAUAUUUGGCGGAAAAGCUUCCAAAACUUUGGAGACCCAUUCAUCGAGGGAGGCGGUAGUAAUAUCGGCUUUGUAUGGCCGUUUAGUAACGAUCACCAUGAUCCGCUUUCCAGGGAAACAACGGAAUUAGAAUACGAGACACGGCCACAGGAUUCAAUUGCUCAACAGCCUCAUUCGUCGGUUGUUGGACUCGAGAGGGAUCGUGAACCAUUAGAAUCAAAUGUGGAAGUAUUACCGACUAAAUAUGGCAGUGCUGAGGAUGGAAAACUACAUCCUGUCGACCGACCGUAUAACCCCGUGGCCCCAGCCGACCCGAGUACACUGUUUCAGCAUCACUUCAAUACCUUCUUUAAUGCACCGGAAUCGAGUUUCUUCUCUGGGACCUUUCCAGGCUUUGGAUUCUUUGAUUUGAAUGUUAAUAAACCUUGGUGGAAGGGUGAAAACGUGUGCAUAGAGCGUGAAGAGCAGGAAGAGGAUACAAAUGGUGAUAAUAAUCACGAAAUAGCUGUAGAUGGGAACAAUUUCCAGAGUUUCGGUGUUGUAAAUUUGAACUUUGAAUCGUGCGCCGAAAAGCAAAACAAGCACAUUUGCACUUCGUUCAAAAAUCAUAACGGACGAAAGCGCACAGUCAAGGUCACUAGACAGUGCUGUCAUGGAUAUGCACGGCCAAGAAAUGGACCUCCAAAUGCACAAUGUGAAAAAAUUGAUCUAUAUCCAAUGGCAGAAACAAUCGAACGUCUUGGGGCCAAGGAAUUCAUAUCCACUUUAAAAAAAAGUGGUCUUGAAACCAUAUUGAACGGGGACAUUACCGUGUUUGCUGUGCCGGAUGGUGCAUAUACUAAGUUUGCUGAACAGAUGUGGGAAAAUAACUUGGUUGCGUUUGAUGUGGGAGGCCGUAGCAAACGCCAAGUAGAUUUUUCUGGAAUGACAGCGCGAGACUUGGUUCUGGCCCACACUGUAAAUGGAUCAUAUCACAUAGAAGACGUUAGCAAUGAACAGCUGUUGAAAACUGAGCUUCCAAACACAAAUAUUCGCAUCAAUAUUUUCCCGCGUGGUCCAUCGGAUAGAAAUGUCGAACAUCCAUAUCGGUACACCGCAAACUGUGCUCCACUGGUUAAGCUAAACCGAGUCGCUGAAAAGGGAAUCGUACAUGUGGCUGAUCGCGUCCUUCUUCCAGUACGUUACAAUAUCAUGCAAAUAAUCCGUGCACGAGACGAUAUGACAGUUUUGCGAACUAUUCUGGAGAAGACUGGUUUGGAUAAGAUGCUGGAGGAGUCUGAUGAUGACAAACAUUUCACUUUCUUUGCGCCAAAUGAUGAUGCCUUCUUGAAGCUGGAUGCUGAUAUUCGCAGAAAGUUGAAGGCUGGUAAUGGAUGCGCCGCAAACAUCCUGAAAAAUCACAUCCUAGACAUUACAUUCUGUUCAUUGGCUGCCCUAAAUGGAGUAAAGACAUCAACAUAUAAUCUGUUGAACGAGAAGUUGGAGUUUGAGUAUGUACCGAUCGGAAAGUCCGAAGUCGAAAAUAUGUCCAACGAUAAGAAACAGCAGCGCAUUAGAAUCAAUGGUGAUGCAACAGUUCAUGAAACAGAUUUGAUGGGUACAAAUGGUGUGAUUCACGUCAUCGACACAGUUUUGUCAACCAACAGUGGAAUGCCUAUUUCAAAUACUUUAUCCACUCGAAAUCUUACCAUUUUCAAACAACUGAUCGACGAUGCUGGAUUAGAGGAUGAGUUCGACAGCAUGUCAAACAAAACUUUUUUCAUUCCUUCCGAUAAAGCUUUUGAACAAAGUGAAGUUGGUCAAUAUUGGAUUCAACAAUUAAAGGAACACCCGGAAAGUCUAAGAGACAAUUCACGUUUAAAGGAAUUUUUAGAGUACCAUGUCGGGGAACCGCUUAUCAAAACCUGCGAUUUACAGGAGAAUAUGAUCAAAACUGCUACUGGAGAAGAGCUGAGAGUUAAUCUUUACACAACAAACCCUGUAUUUAGCAACGUUUUGAACCGUGCUACUGUGAACUGUGCUCGUUUGAUGCACUUUGAUGACGAAACUUGUGGCUCUGUGGUACAUGAAGUUGACAAAGUACUAGAAGCACCCAAAUUGAAUGUCUACGAUGCUCUGAGAGCAAAUCCAGAUUACAGUAUGUUUGUGACGUUGAUUGAUAAAGCAAACCUCACCGAGCUGCUGAGAACAAUUAAUGAAAGUACUAUUUUUGUGCCAAAGAAUGACGUGUUUUUGGAGGUUAAAGAUUGGUACGAUGAAACUCUGCAGAACGAUGAAGAAACAGACAACGUAAUUCGUUCGCACAUCGUUCCGAGUGUAAUCUGCUGCGCGGGAAUCGUACAGUCGGAUUGGCCCUUCAUUCGCACCACGGAAACAAUCAAUCAACAGCGCUUGAAACUGAAUCGCAACCGUCGUCCUCAGGUGCAAAAUGCGGGUGUUACGAAAUGUGAUAUUGUUGCCAAAAACGGAAUCAUUCAUGAAAUAAAUGAUGUUAUCAGUACGCAAAAAAGACAGCCGGUAGAAUCACAGGGCUUUCCCAGCUUCUCUCGGCCAUUAACAUUCUGGUUCAAAUAGAAAUCCAAAAAUACUCGCAAACUAGCACUGAUGUUGUCUCUUUACACCUAAGUUUUUAUUUAACUGUCCUAAUUCAUACGAUAGAUGCUUGUUAAUUAUUUCAACAAGCUCGAAAAUGCGACUAAUUGGAACAAAAAUAUACUAUUUAUAUUCAUUACAAUACAG
This is a messenger RNA of Sabethes cyaneus, 3046 nucleotides long. RefSeq names its product periostin. The record is from RefSeq and is a predicted model, not a curated record. NCBI's taxonomy places the organism in Eukaryota, Metazoa, Arthropoda, Insecta, Diptera, Culicidae. Gene Ontology annotation, cellular component: extracellular matrix. Gene Ontology annotation, biological process: extracellular matrix organization; cell adhesion. The coding region runs from base 188 to 2881 and encodes 897 amino acids. The transcript has 9 exons. Gene Ontology annotation, molecular function: cell adhesion molecule binding.